UUUUUUUUAUUGUUAAAGUUCUGAAGAAAUUAAUUUGCCAUGUCAACAAAAAGUAUACGAAAAUUGAAGAAACUUAUGAGAAAUAUACAAAAGAAUUGUUAAUAUUUUGUAGAAAACAUUUGAAGGAGGAAAGUUUUGUACUUUUGAAAGUAUGACGGACCAGCAACGUGCCUCGUUAUGUCCUCGCCUGGUGGACUAUAUGGCCAUCGUGGGCGCCCACACAACUCCGCCCAUGCCCAAGGGCAUGCAGGGCAGCAAGGGGCCACCAGUUCAGGUGCCCGAUUUAUUGCGUCGCUAUCCGCCAUCGGAUCACGCUGAUUUCCCAUUGCCCUUGGACAUGGUUUACUUUUGCCAGCCAGAGGGCUGCACCAGCGUCGGUCCCCGACGCACUGGCUCGGCCAUACGUGAUAUGACCUCAUUUGUAUUCGCAUUGACCGACAAGGAUUCGGGAAAGACGCGUUAUGGCAUAUGCGUUAAUUUCUAUAGACCCAUUGAGCGGCCUAGUUCUUCGGGAGCUGGCACAGAUCCGAGGGCUGGAAAUGGUGGGGCUGGUGGUCAUGGUGGUGCUGGUGGUGCUGGUGGUAUAGGCGGAGCAGCUGGCGGUGGGGCGCGAGGGCGACGCUCCUCAGCGUUUCGUCGUGAAUCCUGGCGCAAGAGCAUGGAACGGAGUUCAGAUUCAGCAUUUAGCAGCGACUACAGAAGUAACGUAGCGCCAAGUGAUUCGGAUCGUGAACUGACCUCACGUCGUGACUCUGAUCAACAGCGUUUGCAUGCCCAUCAGCAUCAGCACCCGCAGCACUCGCAGCAUCCAUCCUCCUCCUCGCAAACGGCAUCCAAACUGGGUCUAAUGGCACCCUCAGCGGACUCGGAAUCGGGUGGCAGUCAUUCGCCAUCGCCCCGUGCCUCUCGCAAACGUACCAAACUGCGUAAUCAAUCAUUGACCUCACUCUGCAUCAUAUCGCAUCAUCCGUUCUUUACGACCUUCCGCGAGUGUCUGUUCAUAUUGAAGAAACUGAUCGAUGCCUGCAACGAAUCGUCGUCGCCGAAACGUGUGGGCGCCUCUCAGAAAUUGAAUCGGGACAAUGUAUGGACCGUAUUGACGGGACAUGUCAGCGACGCGACACCAUCCAUUGUCCUUCACGAUGUCAGAGAGAUUGAGACCUGGAUAUUACGUUUGCUCUCCACACCUGUGCCUGUGCCAGGGUCAACGCGAGUUGAGGUGGAAGUUCUAUCACCAACUGUGCAUGAACCACUGCUCUUCGCCUUACCCGAUCAUACACGCUUCUCGCUGGUAGAUUUCCCCCUACAUCUACCGCUGGAAUUGCUGGGCGUUGAGACAUGCCUCAAGGUGUGGACCUUGAUUAUGCAGGAGAAUAAGGUUCUCUUUCAGUCACGCGACUACAAUGCCUUAUCCAUGUCGGUUAUGGCAUUUGUCACAAUGCUCUAUCCAUUGGAGUAUAUGUUUCCGGUUAUUCCAUUGUUACCCACAUGUCUCAGUUGCGCCGAACAAUUGUUGCUGGCGCCCACACCAUUUGUCAUUGGAGUGCCGGCCUCGUUUUUGAUAUAUAAAAAGAAUUUCCGGCUGCCCGAUGACAUUUGGGUUGUGGAUCUGGACUCAACAAAAUUAACACCACCGACAGGUGGUUAUGAGGAAAUUCCACCAUUGCCAGAACCAGAGGGAACCAUACUAAAAAAUCAUUUACGACAGGCUAUGCUACUUAUGGAUGAAGCUGGACUUGGUGCUCUCACCUCGAUGACUGCAACCAAUCAGGCGGUAUCUUCACAGCAAUUAUUGCCCUCGGUUAGGGACAGUCUACAAGAGCCGCCGUUGCUCGGAGUAUCUCAGGUUCGUUUGCCAUUGCAAACACCGCCACACUCUGCCCAGGCUAGUCAACGGAAUUCGGUGUCUGCCCAAGGGGCAACUGCCUUAAGCUCUCGUCAGCCCAGUCCGAUGAAUUCGCCCGCCUUGAAUCCAUUUGUCUAUGGCACCGAUGUGGAUUCAGUGGAUGUUGCCACACGUGUGGCAAUGGUGCGUUUCUUCAAUGCCCAAAACACAUUGGCCAAUUUCGCGGAGCAUACACGCACCUUGCGCCUCUAUCCACGUCCCGUGGUGGCCUUUCAGAUCAAUAGUUUCCUUAGAUCACGUCCGCGCGCCUCACAGUUCCUCAAUCAGUUUGCCCGCACUCAGGCAGUUGAAUUCCUAGCCGAAUGGUCGUUAACUCCAACAAAUGUGGCCUUUCUGCGCGUCCAGACGGGCGUCAUGGAUCCCAUGCAGGUGGGCGAUAAGCCCAAAUGGUUUGCCCACUCCCUGACGCCCAUUCGUUUCUCUGUAUGGGAUGAUGGCAGCUCAUUGAAUGGGGCAUUACGCUCUCUGAAACAGCUCGAAUGCCAGCCCACCGAUGAGAGUGGCUCCGAUUCGGAGGGUGCUGAUAGCAGCAGUUCCUCAUACAGUUCGUUAAGUGAUUUUGUCUCCGAGAUGGCAUCAUCGGAUCUGUCACCCAGUUUGCAUGAUGUCUUCGGAUCCUACAAUCGACCGCAUGUCGUCCCACAGACGUUGUCUUCAAAUUUAGAUCCUGCCUUGGUUUACCAUCCACCCAGUAAGCUGCAGUAUCCCGAAGGACUGGCUGAUCUUAGUGUUAGCAAAGAGGACGAAGAGCGUGCCGAUUCACCAGUUUCUUCAUCAUCCAGUCGCUCGGAUCUCAGUUCGCCUAGCUUUAAUCGCGAUUCGGAGUUUGAUUUUCAGUCAAAAGGCGGCCAGGGGACUCAGGCACAGCAGCAACCAUUCGAAAUGGCUACACCGCUGGCCAUGCGCUUAGAGGCGACCAUUAAAAUGGCCAGCAUUGAGGCUGAGUCCGAUGCAGCGGCAGUCACAGUUGUAACACCAAAAGCCAACAAAAUGCAGCGUAAUACAAGCGACAUAGAGCGUACCGAAAAGAAAAUACCGCCCCCAUUGACGCCGCCCGUGAAGCAGCCGAGUGUAAGCAACAUAUUGGCACGAACUGGCAGUUCGGGUUCCAGUUCUAGUAGUCCCGGCCGGCAGAGCUCACAGAGUUCACUUUUCGAGAAUUUCGCUUCACAUGCCAAGGAACUGGUGCGUGAGACAACGCGACAAAGCAGUCAAGAGGGUCUCUUGGCCCAUGUGGAUAAGCAUGCGCUGGACGAAGAUCUUGACGAUAAAAUGCGUCAUACCUUUGAAAAGUUUACCCUACAUGCCAAGAAAGCGGCUGGAGAGGCUUCCAAGCAGGCAUUGGAGGUAUCGAAGCAAGCGGCUGGUGUUAGCAAAAAUACCCUAGAGGAUCUUACCUAUGUGGGUAAAUCAACUUUGGGUGAUCUAACCAAAACAGCUAAAGAAGCUGCCACCAAGAAGGGUAUCAUUAAAAUUGAGGAACAUGGCCCUGGUAAUGCGGGAUCAGGUGUGCCUCUAGAGCAACAAAGAAGCUCUGUUUCUUCCACUGUUGGACCAGGCUCCCAAUUGGCCACCCAAAAGCAGGUUCAACAAAGCUCCAGCGCCGGUGGUGGCAACAACUUUUUCUCAUCCAUUGGCACAGAUUUCAAUGGUUUGGCCUCAUCGACAUCCACAAUGUUCUCGGGCAUGUUUGGCAAGAAGAACCAACAAAAACAAACAGCGGCUGCUGUGCAGCACAAAUCUUCAGCCAGUGUUUCAUCCGGAAAGAGUGGUAAAACUGGCAUCAAUUUCGAUCCAUUUCCAAGUCGCAAAGGUCUGGUCGAGCGGACACCUCUUAUCAAGCAUGCCGGUCCGAGACAGACGCAAGAGGAGCUGACUCGUCAACAGAAUCAGGAACGUUCGCACAGUAAUGCCGAGAAUCAGGCCUUUCUCAAAGAUGUCACCAAUCAGGUGCUGGCCGGAGAGGGCGUUGGUUGGCUGAAGCUCAAUCGUUUCAAAAAGCUCAUGGAGGACGAAUCCUAUCGGACUCUGGUGUUGAGCAAAUUGAAUAAGACAUUGGAUAAGAAAAUAGCCCCCGAUGAUCAUAUCGACGAUGUGUGCGUAACGAAACCGGUGUGGAAGGGCAUGCUGAAAUGUGUACAGGCCAUUGCCGGUGGCUUGGAUGUAACAUUUGGAAACUUUGGCUUGGGCGGCAUGGCCUCAGUCUUUCAAUUGAUGGAGGUGGCUCAUACACAUUUCUGGAGUAAGGAAAUCAACGAGGGCAGUGAUAUGUCUUCCAGUUUGCUAUCAAGUCAUGCGGCCAGCCCCAUGGGUAGUCGUGAAAAUUUACGUUCACCCAGUUCACCAAAUUGUCCACAUUCGGGUCUUGGUUCUGAAUGGGCUUCCCCACAAGAGUCACGCAAAAGCUCAACUCAUACAGCGGCAACAUCAGCGACCGCCAGACGUUUGUCAUCGGCGGACAGUCAGGAUGGGCAAUCGACAACGGAAAUGUUUAAGGAUAUGUUGUCCCAGAAGAGAAGUGUCUUGAAAAAUAUGCUCACCUCGUUUGAUUCAGAUGCUGCUGGCUCUACGGGUGCACUCUCCGUGGUCAGUGAUUUGCUUCCAGUUGGCAGCUUGAGCGUGCGUAUGCCUUCUAGCUGUCGCUCCACGGUCUCAGAUACCGAGUAUGAGAAUAAUACGACCACGUCAAAGGAUUCGAAAAGAAGUUCCGGUAACUUAUGGUCAGGCAAAUCGACUUUAAGUGCCGGCUUUCGUUAUACGGGCGGUCAUCUGAUAAAUACCUCAUCAUCUCCAUCACCGGACAGUCCGCGUGUAUAUCUCUUUGAGGGUCUGUUGGGUAAGGAUCGCUUGAAUCUCUGGAAUCAAAUGCAAUUCUGGGAAGAUGCCUUUCUCGAUGCUGUUAGCCAAGAGCGCGAUAUGAUUGGCAUGGAUCAGGGACCCAUUGAAAUGAUGGAACGUUACAAGUCGCUAAGUGAAUCGGAACGUAAGCGUCUUGAACACGAUGAGGAUCGUUUGCUAUCGACAAUGCUUUAUAAUCUGACUGCUAUAUUGGUUAUGCUGAAUGUCAAUAAAGAUGAAAUACGUCGCAAAAUACGUCGACUAUUGGGUAAAAGUCACAUUGGUUUGGUCUAUUCCCAAGAAGUUCACAAUGUUGUCGAUCAGAUUAACAAUUUGAACGGUAACGAUAUCGACUUGAAACCAUUGGGCUCACGUCUCUUGCAUCGUCAGAGCUUUACGGUACAUCAGGGCACCGAUGUGAAUGGUCCUUUACGGUUUAUGGAAGUGCGCGAUGACGGUUUGGUCUUACGCUCAGUCGAUGGCACCAUUGUGGAACGUUGGUGGUACGAACGUUUGGUCAAUAUGACGUAUUCACCGAAAACCAAAUUGCUUUGCCUUUGGCGUCGCAAUGGCGGUCAGACCCAAUUGCAUAAAUACUAUACCAGAAAGUGUAAGGAGCUUUAUAAUUGUAUUAAAGAGGCUAUGGAACGUGGUGGAACACCCACAAAUGUACCCGAAUUGGGCGGAGAAUUUCCUGUGCAGGAUAUGAAUACGGGAGAGGGUGGCCUAUUGCAGGUCUGUCUCGAAGGUGUCGGUUUGUUGUUCUCCAACAGCAAGGAUUUCGAGUUCUUUGUGCGUUUGGAUCAUAUACGCAAAUGCUUUACACAGAAAGGCGGCAUCUUUGUCCUGGAGGAGUACAAUCCCAAGACUCGCAAUCUAAUACAACGCAAAUAUCAGUCAAGUAUGUCGGAUCAGAUCUGUUACUCGGUGCUGUGCGUCUUCUCGUAUGUGGCCGCCGGACAGGAUCAGAAGAAAAAUCCAGUGGUUAUAACACCUCAAAUUCAGGAUAUACACGCACAGCAAAAGCAAAAACAUCAACAGCAAAGUAAGCAGCAACAGCAACAACAGCAACAGCAACAGGUGACUCCAGCUAAUCCCAUCAGUGCGUCGCAAAGUCAGCAACCAGCCAGAGUCAGCACUAACAAGCCACAAGGGGGCAGCAUCACCAUAAGACAUACAGUGCCCAUGCAGAAACCCACAAUAACCAUGUCGACAGUGCAACCACAGGCAAAAUUACCGACAACAACAACAACAGCAACGACAACAGCAGCAGCAGCGAUACCAACGCUAACAUCAGCAACAACAGUCGCAGCUGGAGCUGGAGUCGGAGCAGGUACAGGUAGCACAAAACCAACACUGGUGACCGCAUCGCCCAACCCGAUGACCACAAAUACCACACCCAGCCCCAGUGCCAGUCCCACUCCCAGUUUGGGGCAGUUGCCCCAACUGCCGCCACGAGUACCCUCACAACCAUCAACGGAAAGUCUAUCCACAAUCAGUAGCAUCAGUUCACCGCCACCCAAAAUGCGUACAGCUCCGCCGCCUGGCCCUCCGCCGGCCAUACCACCACGCACCGGAGCCAUUGCCCGCAGCGGUUCCAUGCAACAGCCAUCGGCACGUUCAUUUAUACGGCAGGCCUCGGCCAAUUCGACGCCGCCGCAAUAUACGCCACAACCGCCGCCACCGUUUGUCAUACCCAAGCGGCAUGGCGCUGGAUUGGCGCGUGCCUCCACUUUGACAACGGCCCAAGCAAUCGCCCAUCAUCCGCAGUCGCAGCAGCGCGCCAGCUACGGCAGCGUGUCCGCUGCGCUGCCAACAAUGCCGGAGGUGAGUGUUCCGGGUGGAUCUAAUGCCGGUGCUGGUGCCGCUACCGGAGCAUCGCCUCAAGCCCAUCGCAAACACUGACGAAGGAGUUCGUUCUUCAAAUUUAGUGGAAGUGGAGGCGGUGGCGGCGUCGCCGGUGGUGCCGGUCACGGCGAUGGUGGUGUAGGCGGCGGUGGUGGUGGCCAGACAGGCGAUGAGCCGCAUCCACACAGACGAGAGGUCUGUCGCACCAUAUGCAUACCCUGGCUAUAAGAAGAGACUCAUUUCCUCCUUCCAUGCGUUUGUCUCGCUCAUGCCAUCCUGUCGUUCACUUUAUAUUUAUAUCUACAUAUAUACAUAUAUAAAUAUAUGUAUUUAUUGAUUCAUGUUCUAGCCAAAUCAUAUCAUCAAUGGACAAAUGAAAUUUAAUUCCUGCUAAGCUUUAAAAACAAAAUAAA
This is a messenger RNA of Drosophila willistoni, 7005 nucleotides long. RefSeq names its product MAP kinase-activating death domain protein (gene Rab3-GEF). Gene Ontology annotation, molecular function: guanyl-nucleotide exchange factor activity. Gene Ontology annotation, cellular component: cytosol. Lineage: Eukaryota; Metazoa; Arthropoda; Insecta; Diptera; Drosophilidae. The record is from RefSeq and is a predicted model, not a curated record. Bases 152 to 6649 code for a protein of 2165 amino acids. Gene Ontology annotation, biological process: regulation of Rab protein signal transduction; regulation of apoptotic process. The transcript has 23 exons.